AACCUGAAUUUGCCUUAAUCAACUAUUGCGAGUGAUCAUAGUUUAGGCUAAACCCCUUCUCCUUUUUCUUGAUUCUUUCUAAAAAGUUGAGGUUGAAAAUUUCACUUAAACGGAUUCUAGGUCUGGUUAUUUUAGCAAGCUACCAGGCAGAUUGAUCAGGUAAUUGUAAUGUAAUUGUAAUGCAGAAUUUUUAACGAUAAUGAAAAGGGAAUUUUAUUGUUAAACGUAGAAUUAGCACAAUCCUAAUCAGCUAUUACAAUAGAAUUGACUACUGACGAAUCUUCAAGCUCAAGCUUCAGUGGAAUUCCCCGCAAUGGUGGAAUUAGGGUCAAUGAGAAGAGAUGUUCGGGGAAGGAGAAGAAAGAAUUGAGAGGGAAAGAGAUUAGAGAGAGAGAGAGAGUUAGGAAUUUUACCAGAAUUUGUAUAAACUGACUCAGUUGCAACUGGUUGUAUUAAUAGGAGAGAGAGUCUAUCGUAGCCGUCAGAUUCAGUUACAUGAAUGCAUAUGACCCCUCGACGUUAUUACUGAGAUUUCAUCUCAUCCUCACAGCUGUCUAGUAUCCACGCUCCUGAUUAUGCCACGUAGCCUCCCACACCUUUCCUAUUUAAUGCCCUAAUCUCCAAUUUGCCUCAUUUCCCUCGAUUUCUCAGACAACAUCAUAAGCUAACAGUGUUCUGUAUUUCAAAGGUCAUCUGUCUGUUCAUCCUCCAUUUCCAGUUGUUGUUGUUGAUAAGUAGCGCCAACUACAUGUUUCAUCUUUAAACAUUUGCUUGAGAUCAUUUAAUUGGGGUGUAACAUGUCCCAUCGACAAGGAGAUGGUGCUGAUUACGUAGCUGAUGAAUAUGAAACAGAAGAACUAGAUGAUAGUGAUGAUUCCGAUGGCAGAGACUUGUAUAGCUCUGAUUCCGAUAUAGAUGACUACAUGAAUAAUAGCAUGCUAGAUAUUUCGGCUGCUGAUGUAAGGAGAGGCAAAGACAUUCAAGGGAUUCCCUGGGAAAGCCUUAACGUAAUGACCAGGGAAAAAUAUAAGCAAAUAAGACUAGAGGAGUAUAAGAACUACCAAAAUUUUCCUCAAUUUGGUGAGAUAUCAGAGAAGGAGUGCAAAACCACAAAGAACGAGGGUUUUUACUAUGAUUUCAGACGUAAUUCAAGAUCUGUUAAAUCAACGAUUCAACACUUCCAGCUGAGGAAUUUGGUCUAUUCAACUUCUAAGCAUGAUGUGUACCUUAUGUCACAUUUUUCUGUCAUUCAUUGGUCAUCAUUGACCUCCACGAGAACUGAAGUUCUCAACGUAUCAGGGCAUGUAGCGCCGCGCGAGAAACAUCCUGGAAGCCUUUUAGAGGGAUUUACACAUACCCAAGUAAGCACCCUUGCUGUGAAAGAUAAGUUGCUUGUUGCUGGUGGAUUUCAUGGAGAACUUAUCUGCAAGCAUUUAGAUAAGCCUGGAGUUUGUUUUUGUUCGCGAACAACAUGCGAUGAUAAUGCCAUUACCAAUGCUAUUGAGAUUUACAACACUGCCAGUGGUGUACUUCAUUUUAUAGUUUCAAAUAAUGAUUCUGGAGUAAGAGAUUUCGAUUUGGAGAACUUUCAACUGUCCAAGCAUUUCCGUUUUCCCUGGCCGGUGAAUCAUACAUCAGUCAGUCCUGAUGGUAAGCUUCUCAUAAUAGUUGGGGAUAAUCCUAAAGGUAUAUUGGUUGACUCCACGAGCGGAACGGUUGUUGCUCCUUUGCGUGGACAUGUGGACUACUCAUUCGCAUCAGCAUGGCAUCCUGAUGGCUCAACAUUUGCAACUGGGAACCAGGAUAAAACGUGCAGAAUAUGGGAUAUUCGGAACUUGUCCAAGUCUGUCACUGCUUUGAAGGGUAACCUUGGAGCUAUUCGGUCAAUCCAAUACACGUCUGAUGGCAGAUACAUGGCUAUGGCAGAGCCUGCAGAUUUUAUCCAUGUUUUUGAUGUAAAAAGUGGUUAUGAGGUGGAGCAAGAAAUUGAUUUCUUCGGUGAGGUAUCAGGAGUGUCUUUUAGUCCCGAUACAGAGUCCCUUUUCAUUGGGGUGUGGGAUCGUACAUAUGGCAGCCUCCUCGAGUUUGGACGACGCCACAACUAUUCAUACCUCGAUACAAUUAUAUGAACCAGUCGCAUAUUCAGCAGAGGUGGAAGUGGAUUUAGGUGCAUAUUUGUUGUAUCAUGCUAUUUAGGUCCCAUAAGAAAUUGUGCACAAACAAGAUGUAGAAUGGAGUGAUAUACAGAAAACUAGACGAUCUCCGGUCAUUUAAUCGACGAAACUGUGUGUGACCUUUAGCACAGGUCAACCAGUGUGACCUGUAGGGACUUUCAAUGUGUGAGGACUAGUAAACUUUUUCUGAAACUAGAGUCAAUUGCAUAUGCAUGUCAUUUGUCGAAAUUGAUUUGUGUUGUCCUCAUUAAGCAUAUGCGUUACUAUGUUAUCCUUCUUGACCUUUUAGUGUCUUAAAGGAGGCUUAUUGGAUGGACAUAAACUUUUUGUUACAAAA
This is a messenger RNA of Lycium barbarum (goji berry), 2511 nucleotides long. RefSeq lists its product as uncharacterized. The record is from RefSeq and is a predicted model, not a curated record. Gene Ontology annotation, molecular function: protein binding. NCBI's taxonomy places the organism in Eukaryota, Viridiplantae, Streptophyta, Magnoliopsida, Solanales, Solanaceae. Bases 798 to 2129 code for a protein of 443 amino acids. The transcript has 10 exons.